GCUUGAAUGGUUAAGAUACACACAUCAAGAUUUAUUUAUAGCCAUACAAUUAAUUGCCAUGCAUAAUGAAAUGCAAAGGAUUAAGCUAGCAUUUUUUUUGCUAAAUGUCGAAUAUUUAUUGGUACGUUCAAAUGCUAGGGAACAAGACAAAGUUGGCGAUAUACACGUCACCAAUCACACUCAUUAACAGUUCGUGUGUUUACGAUAAAAAAUACACUUAAACUAAUUGCCAACACCUUCAGAUAAAUAGCGGAAAAGGCAUUAAAUUCGGCUCAGUUAUGCGAGUCGAAUCUCAACGUUCACCUCAAAGAGCCGAAUCAAAGAGCCGAUUCAAAGAGUCGAUACGUUCGCAAACGACGCUUCACCUCAGUAGCCAAUAUGGCGACGCUCAUGCGGUGCACGAGAAGUGUGUGUACGAUUCUAGAACCAGCUCUGAAUUUAAGAAUUAGUAACAGAUAUGUGCGCAGCGUGAGGCGCCGACCACCUGCAACUUCUUCUCCUGAAGAGGACUCCAUAAACCUGAAGUCAGGAGUGAAAAACGAGCAGAUUGAAGGCGCAGAGAGACUCGAACAUGCAUGUUGUCCUUCAACACUGGAGUCCAUGUCGGAUGGGAACCUCAGAGAUGCGUGUCAGAAACACAGAGACAAAACGAGGAAAGUGUCCGAGUCACAUCGUGAAAAAACCACGAGCAAACGGCCAAGUCCUGCUUUGAUUUCCAAACUCCAGUCUUUCCACCAAAUGGGAAGUUUGCGUUAUGAGAAGGCGCAGCCUGAUGACAAGAAAGUGUCGCGUUUAAUACACUUGGCUCGUUCGAAGAAGCUUCGUGAGCAGCAAGGCAAAAUCCUCCUGGAAGGAAGACGUCUGAUUUCUGAGGCGCUGGAAGCAGGGGCUUCACCGCUCACCGUCUUCUUCAGUGUGCUGGAAAGACUUCAGGAGCUUCCUGUAAACAAACUCGCACAAGCCAGCUUAGUCAAGGUCAAGCUGGAGGACGUCCGAAUCUGGCCAGAUCUCAAGGCCGAAGUCGACAUGAUAGCGGUCUUCAAGCGUCCAGAAGCGUCCCAGAUGCUGUUCUCUGAGGAGAAAUGUGGGAAGCCGUUGCCUUUGACGCUUAUCUGCGAUAAUUUGCGGGAUCCGGGGAACCUGGGUGUGACGUUGCGCUGUGCCGCCGCCGCAGGAUGCCACAGUGUGCUGCUCACUACAGGUUGUGUGGAUGUCUGGGAGCCCAAGGUUCUCCGUGCCGCCCUGGGCGCCCACUUUCGCCUUCCCAUAAUCCCAAGUCUGUCCUGGUCCGAUAUCCAGACUCGCCUUCCUCCCAACACGACUGUCCACGUAGCUGACAACUCCACUGGCUCCGAGACCGAACUGGAACUUGCAGGAGCACCUCAGCAGGCAAAAAAAGCCGGAGACUACGGAUGGACGAGUAGCCGGAACAUCUCCAGGAAAACUUAUUAUGAAGAUGAGUAUGAAGAGGAUGAAGUUGGCGUAGCUAGGCAGGAGACAGGCCCGGUUUUAGAGACCCAGCCUUAUCAUACGAGUUGGACCGGCAGCCAUACGGCCGUGGUGAUUGGUGGAGAGACUCACGGUUUGAGCCAGGAAGCCUUGCGGUUGGCUGAGGAGACGAGGGGGCGGAGAUUAUUGAUCCCCAUGGUCCGAGGAGUGGACAGUCUGAAUGCGGCCAUGGCUGCGAGCGUGCUGCUGUUUGAGGGAAGGAGACAGCUGAGGGAGAGCUGAAAGGACACGAUUAACAUGGACAGAAAAGAAAAUGUGACCGAUUCGAAUUCUCGGACAAUGCUUACACAAACAUCGUCGUCCUGAUGUGUUAGCGUUUCUAUAGUAACAGCUGCUUCACAAGGACUUGCAUGGAAAACAUGACAGGGUGAAGUUUUCUAUAAGGGGGAAUAUUUAUGCAAAGAGUCUCCAGUGUGAAUGCUGCCAUUUUUCCACUUUCAAGAGAGAAGACUUUGUGCUUUGUGCCCAGUGACUUUAAAUGGACAAAAAGUGCCGUGUAUCAUUUUAUAAUAAAUAAAAACAGUAAUUAUUUGUAUAUGAUGAAUGUAACAGGAGCUCUGUUGUGUUUUAUUCCUCAGGGGCUAGUGAAUGAAACUCAAACCUAAACCUAAAAAUCCUCUAGAAUUUAGUGUAUUUAUAAAAAUAAUAAAUAAUGAUCUAUGAUGAAUUAUUAAUUAUCUAUCCAUUCAUGUUUCCCAUGAGGAUCUUACAGACUCUUUCGGACCCCCCCCCCCCCCUUUCUUCAGUGGUUAAAUGAUGCUGAUUUGUUACGACACGGUUUGUGCGAGCUGUUAAUCUCCACCCCGUCUUUCAUCUCUCAGUUGACGCUGACGUUGAUGUUGACGUUACUCGGCACGUCACCGCAGAGCGCCAGCGUCUGUUAAUGGCAGACGAGAGACGCGGGAUCUGGGUUCAAAACUGACAUGUUAUAAAUUCUUGAAGGUUAUAGCUGUGAUAAUGCACUAUGAUGAGCUUUGAAGUAGUCGGUAUCACUGUGUGUGUGUGUUAGUUACUGAGCAUCAGGCUUCUAAACUGGUGUGUAGUUCAAGACAUUGAGAUGUUUUAUAGAAUAGAUUUGAAAUUAUCUUUAAUUUCUAAUACUUUUAAUAGAUAUAAAAAUUUAUUUUUUCAUUUUAAUUCAAUCUGAACAGAAACUAUAUUUUCCAACAUUUUUUUAAUCACACAUGAUU
Molecule: messenger RNA, 2699 nt
Organism: Hemibagrus wyckioides
Lineage: Eukaryota; Metazoa; Chordata; Actinopteri; Siluriformes; Bagridae
Gene: mrm3b
Product: mitochondrial rRNA methyltransferase 3b
Exons: 4
Coding region: 379-1731 (450 amino acids)
Biological process (GO): RNA processing
Molecular function (GO): RNA binding; RNA methyltransferase activity
Source: RefSeq, a predicted model, not a curated record